This is a messenger RNA of Hymenoscyphus albidus, 1334 nucleotides long. NCBI's taxonomy places the organism in Eukaryota, Fungi, Ascomycota, Leotiomycetes, Helotiales, Helotiaceae. The record is from the annotation of a GenBank genome assembly.
AUGGAUGCCAUCAUCACUCAAGUUCAGAGCUUAGCGAGCAACGCAAACGAGGCUGGUCGGAAAGAAGUGAUUGGCACUCUCCGCAAUCUACAAUAUGCCGUUGAAACUCCUAAUGACACUCUCAAUCGUUUUGCUGGUUUGGUAAGCUACUAUUACCCCACUUAAAGAAAGUGUGCUAAUUUUUGAAGAAUCUCCAAAUUGCAGGCGCACGAAUCGGAGUUGAUUUAGGAAUUUUCAGUGCACUUCAUGAGAGCAAACAGCCAUUAAGUGUCGAAGCACUAGCACGAAAGAAUGGUGCUGCACCAGAACUUUUAGGUAAGGCAAAGUACAGACAUAGAUAGCCCAAGGCUAACCUCAGAAGGUCGCAAUUUGCGUUACUUAGCGUCUGUUGGUCAAAUCAAGGAGACUAGCAAAGAUCAUUUUAGUUCAAGCUCAAUCACAGCUACACUUGCAGAUGACAAUUAUCAGGGUGGAAUUCAUCAUUUGUAAGGAACUCACAAUUCACUUCAUCGUAGCACACUAAAUCUUUCUUUAGCUUCGACACUGUGGGACCAUCCAUACAGGAGCUGCCUGAUUUCCUCGCGGCAACAAACUACCAGAAUAUCACGGAGAGUACCAAAACGCCUUUCAACAGGGCCUUCGACACGGAGCUUCCUGCUUUCGUAUGGUUUCCGAGUCAGCCUGAGCGAUUUGCCCACUUUCAAAAGGUCAUGACCGUUCAACGAGCCGGUGCCCCAAUUUUCAUCUCGACAUUCCAAUUCAAAAAGGAAUUGGGAAAUUUCCAAGGCAAACCUGUAUUUGUCGAUGUUGGAGGUGGCUUUGGUAAUCAAGCUAUGGCUGUCUUGGAAGCAUUCCCAGAACUUUCCGGCAAAUUGAUUCUUCAGGACCUUCCGCAAACUCUAGAACAUGUUCCAGCCAUAGAUGGAAUCCAAGUAAUGGCACACAACUUCUUUGAACCACAAGUCGUCAAAGUUAUGAUAUAUCUCAAGGAAUUGCGUUGUAGGACUAACAUUAUAUCAGGUGCUAAAUUUUACUACCUCCGCAACAUUCUGCACGAUUGGCCAGAUGAAAAGUCCGUUGUCAUUCUAAAGAACAUCAUCUCUGCGAUGGAACCAGAUUCACGCAUUCUCAUCGAUGAUAAGGUUCUUCCCAACGAGAAAGUCCACUGGCAAGCAACCCAAGAGGACUUGACAAUGAUGGCUACACUUGGCUCCAAAGAGCGUACUGUUGAACAAUUGCGGGUUUUGAUGGACUCUGCUGGUCUCGAAGUUCUCGACAUUGUUCAGUAUACUACUUCUCUGAAUGACUCAAUAAUAGUAGCUGUUCCAAAAUGA